UGGUCUACACCGCAGUCCCGUGCACGGCACCCGGUCGAGUACGUCACCGCGAGAGCAUUCCGCCAUCGUAGCGUUCGCAACCGUUCACGUCCGACCGCGGCGAACACGCGCGCUUGCCCAUUCCGAUUCCGCGUCCGUUCCGGAUGCACCGCGGUGCCAUGAGGGGCUGCCUUCAUCAGCACGUUCGCCGUCACUUCUCCAAGGGCUCCAUGGACGUGACGGCUGAGGUGAGGGACGCACUGAACAACCGGAGGCCGGUAAUCGCAUUGGAGUCGGCCGUCAUUACACAUGGGCUACCGUAUCCCAAGAACGUGCAGACCGCUAUGGAAAUGGAACGCAUCAUCAAGUCGCACGGCAUCGUCCCGGCGACGAUCGGUGUGAUCGAUGGAAGAGUUAAAGCCGGCAUGGUCUCCGAACAGAUUGACGCACUCGGAUUGCCGACCGAGAAGAAAACAGUCAAGGUUUCUAGAAGGGACUUCCCUUACGUGCUCAGCCAAGGCUUAAAUGGAGGCACUACGGUGUCCGGGACAUUAGUGAUCGCCAACGCGUUGGGCAUACAAUUCUUCGUCACCGGUGGAAUUGGUGGCGUUCAUAUUGAUGGUCAAAAUUCUAUGGAUAUAAGUGCUGAUUUAUUAGAGCUAUCAAGGUGUCCAAUAAUGGUUGUGUCUGCUGGUAUAAAAUCCAUACUUGAUAUAGGACGAACUUUAGAGUAUCUUGAAACUGUAGGCGUUUGUGUAGCUUCAUACAAUUCUAAAGGAGAUUUUCCUGCAUUUUAUACUAAAAAAAGUGGGUAUCAUUCUGCGUGCGAUGUAACUACACCCAAAGAAGCAGCCAGCCUUUUAGAACAAUGUCAAAAUACUGGAUCUGGGGUUCUGCUAGCGGUUCCAAUACCAGAAGAAAAAAUAACUAAGGCUGAAAUCGAUAUUGCAAUAAAUAAUGCUUUAAAUUUGUGCGCAAAACAAGGAAUAAUGGGGAAAAAUGUUACUCCCUUUGUUUUAAGUGAAGUUAGUCGAGUGACCAAAGGAGUAUCUAUGGAGACAAAUAUUUCUUUACUGAAGAAUAACUCUUUGAUUGGAAGUAAAAUUGCUAUUGAGUAUUAUUCUAAAGUAUUGUCUCCUUGGUCAAAGCCUAUUUUUGAAAUAAAAAAGAAUAUAAAAAAAGCAAAUAACUCUGUCGUAGUAGUUGGUGGUAGUAAUGUGGAUUAUGUACUCCAAGUUGAUGAAGAUUUUAAGCUGGAUGGUCGAAUGUUGGCAGGACAGAUGAAACAAGUUAGCGGCGGAGUGGGCAGGAACAUAGCUGACGCUUUGGGCCGUUUCGGACACGAUGUCUAUUUCUUGUCAGCUGUCGGCGGAGACUCUAACGGCGAACUGAUACUUAAAUCUCUUAACCACAUAAGCACGGAAAACGUCGUGGUGAUCGACGACCACUUGCAGCCAACGUCCUGGUGCGUGGUGCUUCAAAACCGAACGGGUGACUGUAUGGCGUGCAUCGGGGAUAUGGGAUGCCACGAGCAGAUAUCCGUCGACAUGAUAAAAAUAAAUAUCGAUGCGUUGUACCGAAGCCCGCUGGUAGUUAUCGAUGGAAACGUUUGCGCGGAAACAAUGAAGUUUGUGAUUGGAUUUUGUAACGAGGAGAACAUACCAGUGUACUUCGAGACCACCGACAUUUCCGUGGCCGCAAAACCGUUUCGCACGGAUAUGUGGAAAGGAUUAUCCUUCAUAUCGCCGAACUUUGAGGAAUUGCAACAAAUUUCGAACGCAAUACCAGCUCGAGAUCGUGUAAAUUACGCUAUUAAAGUUUCCAUUAACGGCGACGACGGCGAAUUCGACGACGCACGAGAUCGCAUAAUGAAUAGUUCAAAAGACGUCGUUUGUAAGCUAAUAUCUCACAUUCCCGUCAUUAUGGUGACACUCGGCGACAAAGGGCUGUUGUUGGCUUCGAGACAAUCCGAUGACACGGUUUCGUUGGUACACUAUCCUGCGCACAAAAUUUUAGAGACGCCCGUCAGUGCUUCUGGAGCCGGUGACUGUCUGUGCGCAGGUUACAUAUCUGGAAUCUUAAAAGGUAAAUCACAAGACGAAUGCAUCACAAUGGGACUGAAAGCAGCAACACAUGCACUUUCGUCACAGAAUCCAGUACCCGUAGACAUUUAUGCAACUAGCUUAUAAGAUAAACUUAUAUAUAUCUACAAGAAUAUAGCAAAAUACAUUAAGAUUUAACAUUAAUUUUUUUUUAAAAAAAUAUAACAGCUACCCUUUACCAUA
Molecule: messenger RNA, 2264 nt
Organism: Sipha flava (yellow sugarcane aphid)
Lineage: Eukaryota; Metazoa; Arthropoda; Insecta; Hemiptera; Aphididae
Product: pseudouridine-5'-phosphate glycosidase
Exons: 15
Coding region: 144-2168 (674 amino acids)
Molecular function (GO): pseudouridylate synthase activity; kinase activity
Source: RefSeq, a predicted model, not a curated record